CGGUACAAACGUCCUAGUUUAGUCACCCGUUCAGCAUCAUGGCGGAGAGGAACAGUACUAGCUGGUUCAAGAAUGUGGCCGCCUUUUGUGCCAAUCCAAGGUCCUUCUUAUCCACCGUAACCGUGGAACGUUUUGUGGAUGAUCUUUUAAAAAAUCUAAAAAGUGAAAAUCUGACCGUUUUAAUGCUGAAUCUUUUUUUAGAGUUUCCUACACUCUUGUGCCCAGAGAAAGCUGCAGGUGAACUUACUGCGGAGAUCCUGAUAAAUAUUUUACAACAAAUGUCAACUUCAGUCAAAAGUAUAAGUUUAAGGUGCCACCUCCUGUUAGCAAUCGAGACUGUGCUGAUCACCACUGAUAACUUCAACUGGAAUUGCAAAGUAGCCCAGGACUUUGCCUCUUUGCUAACGCACCUUAUAUCAGACAUCAACGACAAGAAGCAGGGGUCAUCCAACAGGCCUGUACGCGUCAUGGCUUGCGAGUGCCUGAGAGAACUAGAGUGCUGCUACCCGGGGCUCCUUUCACAAAGGCUGGAACAUUUAUACACAAUGCAGCAACAAGAAAUGACUAGUGCUCAUCAGUCAUACACACUGCUGUACAGUGUGACCCUCAAGAAUGCAGUGCAGAUCUUGGCGCAGAAGGAGGGACCUUCUAAUGGAACCCUCAAGCAAAUGCUGAUGAGCAAUGACAGUUUUCUUUGGAGUGCUACAAAAGACAUGAAGGAACUUCAGCCGUCAUCAGGAGAGCAGCUUUUUUUGCUACCAUCAAACAAUGAGACAAAAGAAUUAAAGUCUAUCCUUGCCCUGCUACUGGAAGACUCCUAUCUCUUUACUGCUGAAUGCCAGAACACGCUGUUUUGGCAAAUAAUACAAAUCGUAGCCAUGGUUCGUACCAUAUCGCCUGUCAUUUUCAAGUCUCAGCUUGUGCGACUGUUUGGAACAAAAGACAUAUCAUGUUUUCACAGCAUUCUUCAAAUGAAAGCUGUCUUUACUGAUAGUUUGUUCACGGCCGAAGAUGAGCACUUUCUCCUCCAGAGGCUGGUGGGGAUGACCCAGCACCCGCUUCUCUCUACACCGGUGAAACUGUUCUACUUAGAUUGCCUAUUGCACUUUCCGGAGAACCGACCAUUGAGUUCGAACCCCGGGGAGAACCUACCGGUGCUACUGACUGUUCAAAUGACCUCAGCCUUAUUCCCCAACAUUUUCAAUGACUGCACCACAAUGCUCUGCAGACAGAAUUUUCUGAGCAUGGUCUAUCUGGAAAAUGAAGGCUAUCGCUCCGAGAGGGGUAUAGGAUACUUGUUUGAACAUCUCAUGGCCCUGUAUAGCAUGGUUGACAAAAAUGCUGACCGGGAGAUAACAGCAACUUUUUUCCGUUCUGUUUAUCUCUUUGUUCGGUACUUUAAUUUUUGUGAAAAGCACAUGGAGGACUUGACUAAAACCCUGCUAGAUCUGUACAAGAGCCAAAGUUCUCUGGCACUUUAUUUUAUUAACUUGAUUAACCAAACACAGAUUUUACUGGAAUUUCAGCCUUGGCAAGUGUCGUUGUGUAAAGGUUUACAAAGGCACAUAGUCAACCUUCCUGUGGGACGUACAACCAUGAAGUGUCUGCAGUGGCAUCUCAAAGUUCUCUCUAGAGUAGCCCAAGAGAAAACCAUUCCACAGACCAGUACGGUCCUCUUUUUAAGACGUUUGGUGUUUCAGUCCGACCUGUGCCAAAAAGGGGACUGGGGUAUGGGCAACGCUUUGUUAUCUGUGUGCAAACACAUUCUCCAACAUGAGCAUCUCAAAGUGGUCUUCAUGCACUUGGCAGAUCUGUUACAGCAUCUGAUGCACCGUUUUGAAGACAUCGACAUCCAAGACCAUUCGCGUUUGUAUUACAUUCUCCUGGCCAAUGUUUCCGGUGACAAGCUUGACAAAAUUCUCAACAUGUCUCCAAUGGGUGGUCCAACAAAAACUAGAUCCUUGUCUUCAAUAAUGUCCGAAAGUGAGAAUUUCUCCACUCUGCUUACAAUCCACAACACAGGGAAACCGAUUCUGUGUUUGUGUCCAAUUCGUGAUGAAAAAAGCGCUUUGCUAUCUUUUGCUGAAGAAUCUACAGAAGGAAGUCCACCGGCUGAAUGCAGUCUUCAAGAAUACUAUCAAUACCUUGAGGAUCACCUUUCCUCAUUGCUCGCUUUGAAGUACCAUUUGAGUUUCAAAGGAGAUGUUGAGAAAAAGUACCAUAGACUCUCUUGUAUUGUGCUUCAGUUUGACCUUACAAAUGCUAAUUAUCAAGUCAUUGGUGACAUUAAUAUAAUGUGUCUCUAUGCUGAGAGAAAACCUCCAGUGGUCACUAUUCAUUUGGUUCCCAAGGAACCGUAUCCAUCUGUAUUGGGUGUAAAUGCCACAUUUAAUACUGAGGAUGGAUUCACUUAUCUUUCAAGACUGGAACCACUGCAUAUUUCAUUCCCAGAACUCUUUGUGCCUCUCCCUGUACCACCGUCUUGCCAGUUGGCUGUCCGGUACCACCUGUUUGUCAGUCUGUGGCGCAUUAUGCAGCCUGAUGAUGAAAACCAGUGUGAAGAAAGCAUUUUCUGCCACAAGAUGUCAAAAGAGUCUCUACAGAAAUUUGUGGAGUCCCAUUUCUCCAAAUUUGUUGUGUCUUAUUGUGAUCACGAAUACAAAAUUGCCAUACUUCUACCGCCCAAGUUCCACAUAUUAAUUCAUGCUCAUUAUCACGAGGAGGCAGCUCGUUUAAACAUUAGAACUGAUAACUGGAGCAUAUUGCCGUACUUGAAUUCUCAUCUUCGUGAUCUGUCACAAAACUUGUGAAAAAAAGUAUUUUUGAGAUGUUCCAAUGGGGGUCACAAAAGCGGUUGGUUAGUGCUGAAUCCGUUUUCAGUCUGCCGGUUUAGAAGUUACCGAUGAGUGCAGCGGGCAAGGUUCACUGGGCCUUAGCCCUGAGUGCUGCAGCAUGUGACUUCAUGAGCGUCAUUCCGAAGAGUAAUGGUUUAGCCUAAAAAUGUCUGCUUCUGUACCCACCUAUAUGUGAUAAAGGGAAUCGGUCAGGAUAGAAAUAUGGCUGAAUAUAAUGCUGGGCUUGUUUGAAAUGUGCAGGCAUGCAGCCAA
This is a messenger RNA of Nanorana parkeri, 3107 nucleotides long. It is a transcript of the gene AP5B1, whose product is annotated as adaptor related protein complex 5 beta 1 subunit. The transcript has 2 exons. NCBI's taxonomy places the organism in Eukaryota, Metazoa, Chordata, Amphibia, Anura, Dicroglossidae. The coding region runs from base 39 to 2810 and encodes 923 amino acids. Gene Ontology annotation, biological process: endosomal transport. The record is from RefSeq and is a predicted model, not a curated record. Gene Ontology annotation, cellular component: AP-type membrane coat adaptor complex; lysosomal membrane.